ACAUCCAGGUGGCCAGAGGCGAAGAGGUCAGACGUCAGUCAAAACGGGGUGAGGGCCGAUGCCAAACCCCUGCUUGGCAGUGUGGGCAGGUGUGCCCACGCUGAAACCGGGAAGUUGAAGCAGAGAGAAAGUAUUUAUUAAUGGUGAGAGUGUGUGUACAUGCCUGUGUGUGUGUGUGUGUGUGUGUGUGUUUAUGUGUGUACAUGCCUGUGUGUGUGGUGAGCAUGGCGUGGGUGUGACUAAACUGGAAGGGACAUGUCUAUUGAUGAGUCACUCAUGCUCCUAGUUUUUGGAAAAACAAGUCUGGGAAUAGGCAGAGUAGUGUCUGUCUGUCUGUGUGUGUGUGUGUGUGUGUGUGUGUGUGUGUGCUUGAGAGGGAGAGCAUGAGAUCUUGUGUUUGGCUUGGGAGAAUUUUCCCUCUUUUGCUCCUACAAGAGAGCAUCCUUUCCAUGAACCCAUUAUGUCAACAUAUUUUACUGAAAGAACACGACAAACUGACAAGACAGUGAUGUGUGGACAUAAGAGACAGAUGCGAAACCCUAAUCUCUUGCCUAGAUGACUGACACACUGACUAAACGUGUGUGUGUUUGGAUUUUGAAUCAUCAAGGGGAAAUUAUGUAUGUCAGGUGCAGUCCUUUGGCUGACGCAGGUGUGUCAUCUUGAGUGUGUCUUGGGUGCAUGGCAGUGUGUUUGACCUUUCACUCGCUGACCUUGCUCACACAUGCUCACACAUGCUCUGAAGAGUAAACCACUGCCACUCACCUCUGGACAAAAGCGAGACAGCUGGAGCUAGAUUAGACAGGUGGUGGACAGACCUGCCCAGUCAGAUUGAGCCGUCUGACUUGGGCAUGCAUCUGUGGAAAACAGCAUGGUUAAAAAAGAGACCAAAGAUGGCAAGAGAUUGCAGUCAUCAUCCUGAGUUAUGACACGUUAUUGCACGGAAGUGCAUUCAGAUUCAGUGGACUGGCAGACAGAGCCAAUAGGAGUGGGCUACUUUAUCAUCGUCUUUCUUCUCAAGUAUUUUUAUACAGAGUGGGGGAGGAAAUUCCUGGUUGUUUUCUAUGGCGGUUCCUGUAUUAAUGUAGCUCGCACAGGCCAGCUGAGUAUAUUUAUCUUGCCCUUCACAAAGCAGUGGCCGGACAGACAUAUGUGUAUAAAAACGACUUUAAAGCAUCAAUAAUAUUUUUAUUCAAACAUAAAUAAAUAAACACCAAACGCCAGGUCCUCUUUGGAAUGUAGUAAUUCAACAUUUUUAUGAAUGAGUGCAUUCAUGUUUGACCACGCCCCAAAUCCUUGCUAGCCGUCUUGGACAUCCAACGCCCGCCCUUCCCCACCCCCUUUGGAAUGCCCUGGCCACACGCCCGCAUCUUAAUUGGCCAGACGAUUCUAGGUAGGCGGAGCUGCAGUAAAACGACAUGAUCACAAUAUAUAGCAGAGGUCAGAAUUCAAUCUAUGAAGUUUCAAGUAUUGAGUUGUCCAACGAAGUUCAGCUAACUGUUACACCUGAAGCAUCCAGCUACUGAGCAACAUUUUUUUUCCAUUUCUAGUCUUACUGUAGCCAUACUGGAUUUGUGGAUUACUGUACCUCCGAGGAAUACAACCAUUUAUCUUACUUCUUUCAUCCCUUUUGCCAUCUUUGAAGAAACGACUUGUAACAUUUGGGCUAUUGACUCCCUGGCAGAAUGAGGACGUCUGUGGCACUUCUUGCGUUCAUUUUGGCGAUCUUUGCCACGGUGUGUAACCUCUAUUUACAAAUGUUUUGUUAUUUUUCCGAUGUACUGUCUGUAAAAUAGACACUUGUGUAGAUGCAGCGGCUAUUUGUUGACACUAGCCCUUAAGUAACAGGUUUCUGACAAGUUCACUUAAAUGGCAAUUCAGUUCUUAUCGUCUUCUUUUGCGUCUUCUUUCAUGUGCACCUGCGAGCAAAUGGUGACGCACUGAGUUUUUAUUCUUCAAAUUAUGCUUACAUUUACACCAGCUAUUUUGAAAUGUCAGCUGGACCAAAUUGUUUAUGUUUUUUAUAUUUAUUUAGUCUGUGGGACAAAAGGGCAGAUAUUUUAUAUUGAUAUUAAGAUGCGCAAAUUGUUUGGACUUUUUUAGUGAUGGUCUCAGCAGCUCAUCCUUUACGAGUUAAUGAUUUCAAACAAUUGAAACUGACAUACAUUCAGCCCUCAAAAUAGACAGAGCGCGCUGCGCGGAAACAAUUUAGACCCCUCAAAUCUCCCACCGCAACGUCCCCACCUCCAUGCUUAUACAAUGGCUUUGCAGGAGCGGGAUGGUCCAACUGUGGAGGCUCGCCGAAAUCCUGUGAUCUUAGCGCCAUCUGAAACGGCCUGGGAGGAGCCUUGGAGUUCCAUUGAUUUUUGUCUUUCAUCCUCUCUCAUGUCUCAGAUGCCAAAAAGCUCACCCGGAGAGGUUUUGAAAUAACUCGCAGGCUAUGAGGCGGCGCUCACAGUACUUCACAAAGGUUCGUGCUGGAUGCCCUGCUGUGUGUGAGUGCCCGGCAACACGCCCCUCAUGCCCCCCUGGCGUGAGCAUGGUGCGCGACGCCUGUGGCUGUUGCAAGGUAUGCGCCGCCCAGCUCAACCAGGACUGCCACGCCAUGCAACCCUGCGACCACCACAAGGGCCUGGAGUGCAACUAUGGCAACGACGUGGGCAGCACCCACGGCAUCUGCAGGGCUAAACUAGAGGGCCGCUCGUGCGAGUACAACGGCCGGAUGUACCAGAACGGGGAGAACUUCCGUGCCGGCUGCAAGCACCAGUGCACGUGUGUGGACGGGGCCGUGGGCUGCGUGCCCCUCUGCCCCACUCACCUGCCCCUGGCCUCGCCCUCGUGCCCAGCCCCGCGCCUCGUCAGGGUGCCCGGCCAGUGCUGCCCGAGCCUGGACUGCCACAAGAGCUCGUCGGCGCUGCCCCCUGUGGUCAGGAAGCCUGAUCCACCCCCUCUCUUCUUCCAGGACCUCCUGCCCUACCCCAAGCCUUACCCAGAGCCCUCUUACCCCAAGCCUUACCCAGAGCCCUCUUACCCCAAGCAGUACUUCAAGCGCUUCCCGCACAAGGCCAAGGACACCCUGAGCAACGAGCUGAUGGAGGAGGGGAAGAGGUGGGACAAGCCACACAGUCACAAGCACCUGGCUGCAUGGAGGCAGGAGGGGAAGCAGUGUGUGGUCCAGACGACCAACUGGUCCCAGUGCUCGCGCAGCUGUGGCAUGGGCGUCUCCUCGAGGGUCACCAACAACAAUGCCCAGUGUAAGCUGGUCAAGGAGACCCGCCUGUGCAACAUUCGACCAUGCAGCUCCAUGUCCGUCCCCAUUAAGAAGGGGCGGAAGUGCUCACGUACCCAGAAGGCCCCGGAGCCCCUGCGUCUGCACUACGCCGGCUGUCGGAGCGUCCGCCUCUACCGGCCCAACUACUGCGGCGUGUGCCUGGACGGACGCUGCUGCUCGCCGCGUCGCACGCGCACCGCCGCUGUACGCUUCUCCUGCCCGGACGGUGAGCGCUUUGAGCGGUCCGUUAUGUUCGUGCAGUCGUGCAAGUGCAGUGACGAGUGCAGUCACCUCAACGAGGCCGCCCUGCCGCCCCAGCGCUGGCUCUACGGCGACACACACAAGUUCAUCGACUAGUUCUGCACCUUCAAUUUUUUUAACCUCUCUCUAUCUCUGUCUCUCUCUAUCGCCCCUUCCUUACCCAGCCAACCUCCCCACACCCUGAUAGAGUAGCGGUUCCAAGUGUACUUCCCAAGUAGAUGCUAGCCUGAGGCUCAGACUGGCCUCAACUCCUAAGGGUGUCUGAUCCACAGGAGGAAAGGGAGAGUUCCGUUUUUUUCCGAGUUUCAAAUCCGAUCCUCCCUUUUGCUCAGAUCUAGUGGAUUAGUGCUGGCCUUAGAUUAGACGCCCGUGUCCAACGCGGUUUGAUAGGGAUCACCACGAGAGCCCCGCGUGUAUAUAGCUAGCCGUGGAUUCUGCGAGCCGCCAUUUUUUUUUUAUCUCCCUACAUAAAAAAAAAAAACAAGCAGUGGCAAUGCGCUCUGUGACUGAAGUGACAUGGACGGGGAAAACGAUGUGAUUUGGCAGCAAAGACGUGGCGAAAAAUCCAGAUUCUCAGAGGAACUCGCAAACAGCUGCCGCAAAAAGGCCCCAGUGGGCUGGUGGAGUAAAAGAUUGGGGUUAGCUUUUCAUGCUGAAUGUGAGCAGGCGCUAAACCCUUCAAUGGCAACGAGUAUUUUCAUCCAGACAGAGUGGGGAAGAGGAAGGAUGCACAGGCUGACUGUGUGAGACUUGUCUUCCAAAGGAGACGAGGGACUUUAAACAUGGACCGAGACAGCCAAGGGGAAACCAAGAUGGAAGAGGAGGCAUCCUCCCUUUUUUUUCCGAGGAAGUCUUCUUUUGCCUCUUAUUUAUGCUAGGCUAUUUAUUGUUUUGACAGAUGAAAUGACAAGCCUUUAAAAAAAAAAGAUGAUGAGCCUCUGGUUGGGAAACAGUUGACUGUGAAGGAGUGUAAGAACAUUGUUUGACCAGUAGCCCUCUAGUGUUUCCUCAAGAGUGGUAGGACAUGGGCCAGCCACCGAUGAAAGAGUAUCUCAUGCUCAACAACUGGACUGAACCGUCUCCUCUUUCGGAGAGAUUUGUCUGAGGCAAAGCUCCAAAGCCUAAAGAUACCUUCACCUUCAACCCCAUCCAUUUUGUAUCCCAACAAUGGUGCACUUGGUCUAGAGAGACUUAUGACAAGCGCCUAAAGACCAUCUUGUGGAGUCUUGGCACCAAAACGUCAACUUGGUAACUCCGACAAAUUACAAUGCUGAAAUUUUGGGGGUAGUGAGGAGCCCGGCAACCCUCUGGUUUGCUGUAAAAAUACAUUUUAAAACACCAGCAUCAGACAUAAACAUGUAAUUUGGGACUAGCGGGUGGGACUUUUCUGGAUUCGAUCUGGCCUCUAAUCUUGCAACUGAUGCAAAAAAUCAAGAGACCUAAACUCUUGUUUGAGUUGCUGCGUGCCUCUUGUGGUCUCCAUGUCUGCCAUUUGGCAGUGUUAGAUGAGAUGUUGAGUGUGACAUCAUUCUCAUUAAAACCAUGGGAGCCAAGAGGCAACAAAAUGUGGGUUUGAGCCUGGAAUUCGGGAUAUCUCCAACGACCUCAAAACACCCCCACUCCCCAAAUGACUAGCUUUGAUUUUAGCCAUUAGCAGGCAUUUGCAGUGCGCACUGGUAUUAAUCUGUUAGCUGUAUGGUGCAACAAUAAGAAAAGCAUCCACUUAAUUUACACACGAUGAGUUUAGCAUUCAUGCAGCAUGGCCCUUUUGAAGACUUGGGUCAAGCUUUAGGACAGAAAGGAGACUUACAGAUGUUCAUGCACCUUACCUGACUUGUGUCUGACCACAGCUGGCUUUAUGUGCCACAGGAAUAAGAGUUGGCAGCAUUUUUCAAUUAAAUAUAUAUUUGUUACAAUGUGCAGUGUUGUUCAGAUAUAAAGAAGCAAACCAUUAUGUUAUAAGGACAGAAGUUGCAGCUAUAUUUAACCAAAUGUUUUCGGAGUUAUUUUGGCAGUUGUGCUUUUUUCUGUUUAUGUGGGUCUAAUGAUUUCUAAAUAAAGAAAAAAGGUUUAA
Messenger RNA from Alosa alosa (allis shad), 5603 nucleotides. RefSeq names its product CCN family member 1. The coding region runs from base 2438 to 3625 and encodes 395 amino acids. NCBI's taxonomy places the organism in Eukaryota, Metazoa, Chordata, Actinopteri, Clupeiformes, Clupeidae. Gene Ontology annotation, cellular component: extracellular region. The transcript has 5 exons. Gene Ontology annotation, biological process: signal transduction. Gene Ontology annotation, molecular function: protein binding. The record is from RefSeq and is a predicted model, not a curated record.